This is a messenger RNA of Vombatus ursinus (common wombat), 2374 nucleotides long. RefSeq names its product mitogen-activated protein kinase kinase kinase 8 (gene MAP3K8). The record is from RefSeq and is a predicted model, not a curated record. Gene Ontology annotation, biological process: protein phosphorylation. NCBI's taxonomy places the organism in Eukaryota, Metazoa, Chordata, Mammalia, Diprotodontia, Vombatidae. The transcript is spliced from 8 exons. Gene Ontology annotation, molecular function: protein kinase activity; ATP binding. Bases 79 to 1482 code for a protein of 467 amino acids.
UGUGGUAUGGAUCCCGAGCUUAAAUCACAGUAAACCCUGUUCUGGAACACAGCUAUUGAUUUAGAAAACACAGCAGUAAUGGAGUAUAUGAGCACGGGAAGUGAUGAUAAAGAAGAAAUUGACUUGUUAAUUGAAAACCUGAAUAUGUCUGAAGUCAUAGAUAUGAUGGAAAAUCUCUACCCAAGCGGAGAACCUGCAGUUUAUGAACACAGCCUUGUCAAGAUGGGCCAGGACUCUAAUCAAAAUGAAGAGCGUGCAGAAUCGCUUCUGCUCAGUGGCCAGGAGGUUUCUUUGCCAUCAUCUGUCAGAUAUGGAACCGUGGAGGACUUGCUUGCUUUUUCGAAUCACGUUUCCAAUGCCACAAAGCAUUAUUGUGGACGCCGGCCACAGGAAUCUGGAAUCCUACUGAAUACAGUCAUCACCCCCCAAAAUGGAAGGUACCAGAUCGAUGCUGAUGUUUUCCUUUUUCCAUGGAAACUGACUUACAGGAAUAUUGGCUCUGAUUUCAUUCCCCGGGGAGCUUUUGGAAAAGUAUACUUAGCACAAGACAGGAGGACAAAAAAAAGAAUGGCAUGUAAACUGAUCCCAGUAGAUCAGUUCAAACCAUCCGAUGUUGAAAUUCAGGCCUGCUUCCAUCAUGAAAAUAUUGCAGAAUUAUAUGGUGCUGUUUUGUGGGGUGAAACUAUCCACCUCUUUAUGGAAGCGGGCGAGGGGGGAUCUGUUAUGGAGAAGUUGGAGAGCUGUGGACCUAUGAGAGAAUUUGAAAUUAUUUGGGUCACGAAGCAUGUCCUGAAGGGGCUUGAUUUUCUUCACUCAAAGAAAGUAAUACACCAUGAUAUUAAACCCAGCAACAUCGUUUUCAUGUCCACGAAGGCUGUGUUGGUAGAUUUUGGGCUGAGUGUUAAGAUGACAGAAGAGAUCUAUUUUCCUAAGGAUCUUCGGGGAACAGAGAUUUACAUGAGCCCAGAAGUGAUUCUCUGCAGAGGUCAUUCAACAAAAGCCGAUAUCUACAGCUUGGGGGCCACCCUCAUCCACAUGCAGACGGGUACCCCUCCCUGGGUGAAACGCUACCCUCGCUCUGCCUACCCAUCCUACCUUUACAUAAUUCAUAAGCAAGCACCCCCUUUGGAAGACAUUGCUCAGGACUCUAGCCCAGGCAUGAGAGAGCUGAUAGAGGCAGCACUGGAAAGGAACCCAAACCAUCGUCCAACUGCGGCAGACCUGCUGAAGCACGAGGCCCUGAACCCUCCCCGAGAAGACCAGCCACGUUGUCAGAGUCUGGACUCGGCCCUUUUUGAGAGGAAAAGAGUAACGAGAAAGGAUUUGGAGCUGCCAGAGAACAUUACAGAUUCCUCUUCAUGCACGGGGAGCACAGAAGAAUCUGAAGCAAUGAAGAGACAACGAUCUCUCUAUAUUGACCUCGGAGCCCUGGCUGGUUAUUUCAACAUUGUCCGGGGGCCUCCCACGUUAGAAUAUGGCUGACAGCCACCAUCAUCUGCUCCAAGUCAGGGUUCAGUCUUUAUCUCCUCCUAGGAGAUUUAGGAAUGACUCUACGUAGUUGGUAGUACCACAGGUCUUCUAGCUGGAGAGUAUGGGCUCUACAUUGCUCAUAUGCAGUUAAUCUUUGAAACUAGACUGGUACAUAUCAAGAAGAGAUGUUCUCAUACCCCUGAUGAUAAAUCCCAAGUAAGAAAGUUGAGAAGAUUAGAAUGACUUUCUGGUGAUCGGUUCUACCUUCUGUGCACUUUGAUAUUUUCAGUUUUGGACAAUUAUAAGAAUAUAUUCAUGUAGAAAUUACUACUUUUGUUUCUAAGUUGGAUAAGAAAUCUUCAUUUAUUGGAGAAUGUUUAUUGUUUUUAAACAGUAUUUCCUUGAGCCAUUGAUGUUAGAUUCUGGCAAAAAUUGAAUUGACUUUUUUGAGGGGUGAUAAGAGCCCAGAGUACUGCUUUAACCACCAAUAAGCUCGGCCAGUGUAUUGGAAUGGCUGAUUGAAUGUAUCCGUAGCUACCUGUCACUGAUGACAAGUCCUGUUAUGUUCCUAUGGAAACAAUUCUUAUUGUACAUGCUAUGCUUAAUACAUUUAAAACACAAUGUUUUGGAUGUUGGCAAAACUGUGUAAACCACAUAAUUCUGUACAUCCAAUGGGAUGAAUGAGUGAACUUCUGGGAAAUACUGAAACCUUUGUAAUGCUGAAAUGCUUUAAGCAUUUGAGUUUUGAGAGAGCAUACUGUGUAUGUUAUAUCAAAUGCUUUAAGGAACAAUCCUGUACUUUUGACAUUGUAAAGUAUUUAAGAAUAUUAUUAAAAUGUGUUUUCGGGUAAUGCAGAUGAAACAAAGUAUUUUGCGCAAUGUGGACUAGUCAAGUCGCUGAAUA